This is a messenger RNA of Cucumis sativus (cucumber), 1995 nucleotides long. RefSeq names its product ABC transporter G family member 40. The transcript is spliced from 4 exons. The coding region runs from base 1400 to 1738 and encodes 112 amino acids. The record is from RefSeq and is a predicted model, not a curated record. Lineage: Eukaryota; Viridiplantae; Streptophyta; Magnoliopsida; Cucurbitales; Cucurbitaceae.
GAAUGAAAGAAUUUUAACUUUAUUUUAUUUGAUGUUGAUCCCAACACUACAACAAAUGGAAGCUUCAAUCCUCUUUCUUCCUUCGACGAAUGGAACUCGCCCUAUUCGAUCUUGUAUCUGGGGAUAAGGUUAGCAACGAAAAUCCCUUAGUUACAGAAGUUAGCUUUACAAAAGGAUGAAUUCUAUUUGUUUUCUCUUGCUACUUUGGGUUGAAGUCAACAAAUCUGUAGUUGGAAGAACAUUUGCCUUUUCUCUUAUGUUUUUUUUUCUUUUUCAUUGUUCCUGAAUUAGUUUGUUACCCCAAAUUGUUCUUCAUGGCCUUAUCGUUGUAAAACUCACAUCUGAAUUUCAAGUUGAGAAACAUGUGUUUGUCAUAUUUCAUUCUGGAGACAGCAAAUGACAAAAUUCAGAAAAUAUGUGAAGCUUUUGGUGCAAAUCGUUACCCAUUUAUUGAUGACUUGGGCAAACAAUUUUAGAUGAUCACAGAGACUCAAAAAAUUUUGAAAAGAAGAGAAAAUGGAGGAAUUGUUUGAAGAUUUGAAGGCUAAUGAGUCAAUUGGGACGGGCGGUUGAUGUCAAUGAUCCUUGAGAACUUUCUUCCAAAAUGCUAAAUAAGUCAGUCUAAAUGGUUUAUGAAUUCUUUCAUUUGCACAAACACUCUACUUUCCACUUGACCUUUUAAAUUCGAAAGUACAAAGAAGGGGACUUAGCUAAAAUCUCUUUUCUUUUGACGAAUGAUAUAAUGAACAAUCAAAAGCUUAAAUUGAUAAAUAAUGGUAAAAUUUGUAUGUAUAUAUAUAUAUAUAUAUUUGUAUUCAUCACUAAACUAAAAAACUUAAGUUGACUAAUUAAGAUGGAAUCAUUUCAUUUCUUGUAAUUCUUUAAACUAAGACAAGGAAACUUUUCUUCAUUUCAAAGUUAGAGAAGCAAAAGACUGAACAUGGACUAAAGUUUUGUUUUUCUCCUGCUUAAUUACUUUAUCAAGAAAUAUUACUUGUAAAGACCAUGAAGUAAGAUGCUAUCAUUUGCUAGAUAUCUAUGAACAAAUCGAUGUACAUUCUUCACAAAUAACUGUUGAAGAAUCUCUGUUCUUCUCUGCUUGGCUCUGUUUGUCACCUGAAAUUGACUCAAAAACAAAAGCAGUAUGUUUUCCUGUUGUUUUCUUCAAAUGAUAAAAUUUAAAUGGCCAUUGAUUAACUCACCAAGGAUAACUUGUAAUUUAGAUUGACAUUAGUUUCUUGUUUUAUAGCAAUCUGUAAAUGAAGUCCUUGAGACCACUGAACUUAAUAGCAUAAUGGAUUCCUUAGUUGGGAUACCUGGUGUCAGUGGCCUAUCAACCUAGCAACGUAAACUUUUAAUCAUAGUUGUGGAGCUUGUUUCCAACCCCUCUAUCAUUUUCAUGGAUGAGCCUACCACUGGUUUAUAUUGCAAGGCAGCUGCAAUUGUCAUGCGAGCCAUCAAGAAUGUGGCUGAUACUGGAAGAACAAUAGUUUGUACCAUCCAUCAGCCAAGUAUUGACAUCUUUGAAUUUUUUGAUCAGGCAUACAACCACAAUGGAAUGUACAAGGCCAUUAGAGAUUCUCAAGAAGUUUAUAUUUAUCCCACUUCAGUGUUAUUCCACUUCAGUUUUAUUCAGUUUGUACAUCAUAACUUGUGGUCAUAUUUACAAGUGGAGAUGCUUCUAGGGGUAACAAACACAUGUGCAAUGCAUAUAUUUUCCGGUCAACAAGAGGUUUGAGGUCUAUUUACAAAAUUCUUAUUCUACUGUUGUAGUUGCAUUGUUUACUUUUUUUGUUAUCUUGCUUUCAUUUUCUUGAUUGCCUUUUGGACUGUAAUCUAACUUUCACUUAAUUUUCUUUUUAGUUUUGGUUCUUUUGAUUAAAUAGAAUAUUUGAUUGAAUGUCCUUGCUUUGUGGUGUUCCUUUUGGAAACUUUCUAGAUAAAAUGUUGUUAGAGCUACUUUCCAGAUAAAAUUUAAAAUCUCCAUCAAUCUUA